AUUUCAAGUAAACGUCAAAUAAGUUAGGUUAGGUUAAUAAACAUUAAUUAAAAAAGAAAUGAAUAAAAACGAUAAACCUUAUUUGGAGUUGUCUCCAAAUCCUGUACGAUUUGAAGCUGUUAAUCAAAUGACUAAUGUAUUUUUCGAUGACUCUAAAAAGCAGGUUUUUGCGGUUCGUUCAAGUGGGGUAAUGGGAGUUGUUGUAAAAGGCCCUAUAGAAACCGAACGUCCCUUAAAUUUCCGUAUGGAAGACCACGGUCCAGUAAUAUCAAUAAAGUUUUCGUUAGACCAAAAAGUACUUGCUGUUCAAAGAACCAUUUGUUCAGUAGAAUUCAUGAACUUUAAUGGGAAUGAUAUUGAAACUGAAUAUUCUCAAACUUGUAAACGUAAUUCGACUGUGUUAGGUUUUGUUUGGUCUCAUGUAAACGAAGUAGCUUUAAUUACUGAUCAUGGUGUUGAACUUUACAUGGUUAUACCAGAAAAACGUAGCUUGAAACAUUUAAAAUCAAUUUCCGCCACUGUUCAAUGGUUCGUGUGGUGCCCUACAAAUAAAAUAGCACUUUUAGCUUCUGCACACGGUUCAAACUUACUUCCAGUUAUUUUUAAACCUGGUUCGGUCAGCAAAUUACCAAAAGUGGAUACUGAAUUGGGUCGUAUGGCUUUAGAAAGAGAUGUAACAAUUGCUACUUUAUACAGAAUACCAUGUGUUUUAAUCGUUAGACAUUAUAGUAGUCCACAGACUGUUGAGGUACAUAUUCACUCAUUAAGUGGACCUGGACAAGCUCCUAUUAAGUCCCACGUUUUAAGAUUGGGAUUACAAGGACGCUUUGCGAUUAAUGUUGUUGAUAAUCUUGUAAUUGUUCAUCAUCAGGCUUCCAAAACGUCUCAAAUUUUUGAUAUUUGCGUUAGUGCUGAAAAUGAUGGUGUUGUUACCUAUCAUAGUGCAGUGGGGCCUUCGUUAUCAAUUAAACCGGCUUAUUUAGAACUACCUGGAUUGGUUGAACCACAAACACACGCUUGUGAAAUGUAUUCGCCAAAUUGGGUUGUUUUUCAACCUAAUAUAGUUAUAGAUGCUAAAUUGGGAUGUUUAUGGUAUAUUAUAUUGAAUUUAGAAGAUUUAUUAAAACAAAUAAGUGAUUUGGCUUUAUGUACACAAGUCGCUUUAAAACGUAAAGGAGCUAAAAGUGUGCUUUUAUCUUUAAUUUUAGAAAAUACAAAAAAAGAUAAACCCCCAAUAAAGAAACUUCGCGAAUCAUUUAAUCAUAUUAAUAAAAUUUAUCGAAAUUGGGUUGAAGAUGAGCUUCAAUUACAAACAGGAGCCCCAGUUGGGACUCCACUUCCCCCAAAAUCUUAUUUGUCACCUUCAGUUUUAAUAGAUCAAGACGAUAUGUUUAGGAAUGUUUUUCAAAAGUUGGAUACAGAGAGUGAAUCACAAAAAUUAGAAUGGGUUUUAGUAGCUUAUUUAACCAGUUUGCAUGAACAUGGAAUUACAUCACAACAUAACUUAAACGAACUUUUAGUAACAACUUUAGUUCGUAGGAAUCGAUUUAGCGCUUUACAACAAAUGUUACAAUAUGGGGUUAUUGGUGAUUCGAAACCCUUGGCUUGUUUAUUGUUAUCUUUGGGAAAUAUGCAUCAAUCAGCUGCACAAUUAGCUUUGGAUAUGUUAUCUAGGCUAGGUGCGUUUGAAGAAAUUCAAGAAAUUUUAUUGAGUCAAAAUCAGGUUAUUGCAGCUUUGAAAUUAUCUCCGGAAAAUUUGAAUUCGCGGAAAUUUUUAGAGGCUGCUGAAGAAUCGAAAGAUCCCGCUUUAUUUCAUAGUGUAUUAUUUUAUUUUAAAUCUAAUCCACAAUUUGCUUCAAUUUGGUUAAAAGAUGAACGUCUUACCCAUUAUGUUCAACAUUAUAAAACGUUAUUUCCAACAUCAAAUUCUUGAAGAAAAAGCCUAUUAUCUGACACAUAAAUUUUAAUUCGUUGUAAUUUUUAAUUUAUUCAAUUUAUAUUUACU
Molecule: messenger RNA, 2005 nt
Organism: Onthophagus taurus
Lineage: Eukaryota; Metazoa; Arthropoda; Insecta; Coleoptera; Scarabaeidae
Gene: Bulli
Product: regulator of MON1-CCZ1 complex protein bulli
Biological process (GO): regulation of autophagy
Cellular component (GO): late endosome membrane; lysosomal membrane; Mon1-Ccz1 complex
Source: RefSeq, a predicted model, not a curated record